AGAGAUCUGAAGAAAUUCGCCGCUCUGCGACUGAACAGAGACGAAAGAGAAAGCACAGAGAAAGUACCCAGAGGUACAUUCAUUGUUGCAGUCGGACUUCAAGCUUUCUUUAAGUUCUCGAGCCCAGUUAUCUGUUAGAAUUGGUCCUAAUAUAUGUGAGCUUUAGUGUAUUGACGCGCUUUUUAUGUACGUUGUACAGCUUUAUGAGUGGGGAUAAGUUUCCUAGCCUGCUAACCUGACUCACUAGCCUAUAAAUAAACAAACAACCACGGAUUUUUCGGAAGUUUUUCGCUCUCACGAAAAAACCCAACGGAGAAACAAGCCAAAGGUGUGAUUAAAAAGCGGAAAUUAGACCCGUUUGUCCAUUAGAACCGAAGUAAAUCCUCGGCGUCGGCUUGUUGAGUUUAGCCAGUUUGCUAAUGAAAUGCUUCUCUCUGUCAAUUAGCGUUUAAUUCUGAAGUGACAAGGGAUAUCCGAACAUCCUGUCAAGAUUGUCGACAGAGAAACUUUAUUUUUAAGCAGAAAGCUUCAUCUGCGUCCUGUCUGAAUUCUGGACUGACUGCAGCAUCUCUUGUAGUUUGGUAUAGGACAGGUAGCCAGAAGCUAACUGAGGUGUCCAGGCGAGGAGAGAGAAGGUGCUGUGACACCGUUUCAGAUAUCAGGUGCCCAGAGUGUCUGAUAUUGAGGCUUCACUUCAGUUUGACCACUCACCUGAGUCAUGGAGAAGGAUGAGAAUGGUGAAAACAUGGUGGAAACGGUGAAGGACUCAGUAGUGACCUCCGCCUACAGAUAUACCAAGGAAGAGCUUAUGGAAAUCAAAGAACUGCCAAUUUCCAAUGAGAGGCCAGAAUGUCUUUCAGAGAAAUAUGACAGUGAUGGGGUCUGGGACCCUGAAAAAUGGCAUGCCUCACUAUAUCCCUCUUCAGAAAACAGCUGUCCAGCAGAAGGAUACAAGAAAGAUUAUGCAGAGGAUAGAGUUCCACUAAAACGCAGAAUUGCAGAUCCUCGGGAACGUGUAAAAGAUGAUGAUCUUGAGGUGGUUCUUAGUCCACAGCGGCGUAGUUUUGGCGGUGGUUGUCAAGUGGCACCCACCGCCCUCCCUCGCCGUCCCGUCAGCCCUCUGGAGAACAAAGAGAACGAGUCACUCCGUUUGGGGGGAGCACGUCGCAUAGGGAGCGGCCGUAUCAUUGCAUCACGUGUAUUCGAGAGGGAUGCACGAGUUGACAAGGAGAGAGAGCGAGACCGAGAGCGUGAAUAUAAGGAUAAGAGAUUUAGGAGAGACUUUGGAGACAAAAGAGUGUUCAGUGAGAGAAGAAGAAAUGAUUCCUAUGCAGAAGAGGAGCCAGAGUGGUUUUCUGGUGGACCCACUAGUCAAUCUGAGACCAUUGAGCUCAUUGGCUUUGAUGACAAGAUCUUGGAGGAUGACAAACGAAGGACCAAACGUUCCAGGAAGAAACCAGAGUCUGUGAAAGAAGUUGAAUGUAAUGGUGGGCUCUCUGAGGACCGUGAAGUAGUUCAAGAGUCAGGAGCAGAUCAGGAGGUUCCACGUGCCGAGGUUCUUCCUGAGCAAACCCCCGGAGAAUUUGACUUCAAUGAGUUCUUCAAUCUUGAAAAGACCAUGCCUGGCCUGGCUUCGAUGAUUGAAGAUGUUCUUGCUGAGGGUCCGGUCAUGGCCAGUCGUUUUAGCCGCUGGUUCUCCAGUAACAGAAGUCCAUCUGGCAGCCGCUCCAGCAGUCUACGUUCCACGCCACAUGAAGAGUUGGAGAGACUAGCAGGUCUAGAGCCUCAUACUGGAUCUCUGAAUCAGGGUACGUCUUUGUACUUCACCCCCAUCUCUUCAGUGGAACGCAAAGAGAAAGUGGACAUACUGGAGCUGUUGCAUAAAGCCAAUAUUGACCUGAAACCUCUACUGUCCAACUUGAAUGUCAACAAGGCUCACCUAAAGGAGAGCACAAACUCUGGGGUGGUGUUGUCUUUGGAGGAAGUGGAGGUGGGUCUUAAGGGACUGAAAGUGCAGCCUGAGCCGGCUCCAUCAUUACCUCAAAAGCAGCCCAGUGGAGGUGGGGGAACGCCCUUCAUGGUGGAGCACCUGGAAAAAGCUCUUACGGAAGGAACCGGGGGUGCGUCACGACCUCGAGACCCUGACAUGUCUGCAUUUAAUAAGUUAGUGAGCUCCAUGAAGGCAAGUGGAACCCUGCCCACCCACCCCAAAGCCAGCGGGAGCAAUUUACAGCAGCAGUCAGUGGAUCCUGCUCUUGUGUCCUUAUCGGAGGCACAGGUACCGGCCUCUCAGCAGAAAAACAUCUUUCAGGAAUUGUUGGUUGCCCCUCAUGGCCCGGUUCCUGCCCCUGUGCCUGGCCUUGUACACCACCGCGCUUCACCCCCACUCUUCCCACAGAGAGCCCCUAUACAGGACUUUUUCCCGGGCAUGCCUCCUGCAACAGGGUUCCCUGGUGGCCCACAAACUGUGUUGGAUCAAAUUCCAGACUUGCAUCGGGCCAGGAAUACGCCACAGAUGAGAGCUUUGCCAAUGGGAGUUGACCAGGCCAAUCUGGAAGCUUUGUUUCAGCAGGAACUGGCAGUUCUUAAUCGCCCACAGUACCAACAAGGCUACAACAAACAGGCUCACGAUAAGGCGUUUCGUAACAGACAAACCAGGAUGAACCGUUCACCUGGACCUCACCUGCCUGGCCGGACGUCACCUGGCAAUACAGUAACAAGUGUGCUGUCUCCGUCCUUCACUCCCACUUCUGUGAUCAAAAAAAUGUACGAGUCCAAAGAGAAAAGUCGAGAUGAUCCUGGAAGUAGACCAGGAAGCAAGGAGGAGACUGUGAACUCUCAUAACUCACAGGAAGAUGGGCCUCCAUCACCCAGUUCCUUUCUGGAUGAUGUGGACACCAGCGGUCCUCAGACUGGUGGGGUAAAGGCAUGCUCCACCCCUGUUCCAACUCAGAAUCGUCAUAGUAAAGACCCAGAUCGACCCAGGCCUCCUUCAACAACUGGCCACCACACUCCCACCAUGCUGUCACCAGGGCCCUCUUCUCCCUUCCCCAGACCCCAGAUGUAUCCAGUCCCUCUGCUUCCCCACGUCCCUUUGGUCAGACCUCCACCCCCGCCUUACCCCAGUGUGAUGCAGAGGAUGCUGGCUCAGGGCAUCCAGUCUCAACAGCUUGGACCCGCAUUAUUACAAACAGGCAUGUUCCCUCAAGCCGUAGACCUGUCUCAGCUUCAGAGUUUGCCCCCAGCCCUCUUAGGGCAGCCUCUGUAUCCACUUGGUCCUGCAGGGCAUCCACUUAUUGCCCCUAGAGCUGCAGGAACACACAUGCAGUUAGCAGUCAUGCAGCAACAGCUUCAACAGCAGCAGAGACCAAAUCUGCCAGUGGCUCCAUCAGGAGGCCCCCAGUCACAGAGCCACGGUCCUCAUCGGACAAACCAUUCCCAGCGAAGAGGUGGUAGCCCUCCUCUGGGUCUGGCCAAGUGGUUUGGUUCCGACGUGCUGCAACAGCCCCUCCCUUCCAUGCCGUCUACUAAAGUAAUCAGUGUUGACGAGCUCGAGUUCCGCCAGUGAUGACAUCCUGUGACCAGUCAGCAGGAGCAAAGCAAGACAUCCCUUCCCUUCCCCACUACCCUCUAGUUGGAGAGAUAUGAACUUUGAUUUCUACCAUUAUGUACAGAUGUCAGAGCUCUUGUCUAUUUUUCUGUGCUCUGUCUAAAACCCUUGCAGUUGCUGAGUUUUUUUUUUUUUUUUUUUUUUUUUUUUUUUGUUUGAGAAGGCCUGAAGUUAAGAGGAAAAAGGGAAAAGACACUUUUUUUCCUAUUGCUUUUGUCACAAAGUAGGUUCUCAUAGUUUUUGUUUUGAAUUUUCAGUUUUUGCAGUAACGUAAAUAAUGUAUAGGCCUGAAUUUGUACAGAUUAUGGGAAUAGAUUUUUCUUUUUCCACCUUGUACAUAGUUGACUUUUUUUUUUCUCUCUCUCUCUCUCUUUUUUUUUUUUUUUUUUUUUUUCUGUCUUUAUGUGGGGAAGGUUAUCCUGCUGUUGAGAAACUUGAAAGUUGCUUUUUGUCUGCACAAUGUUCCAUGUUUCCCAUCUAGGAUUGAUCUGGGCGGGAAAGGGCGCCAAUGCUGAUUACUGGCUUGUUGGAAAGGAGAUGUUCGUGUGUAGCGAUUUCUGCAUCUCUGAUCCAGAAAUGCAUGCCCUUGAAACUUUUGCUGGAAUAUUGAAGCCAGAAUGUUCUGCAAGAGGGGACACUCUUCCACCCCAAGAAGUGAAUGCUAGUUGUGCCUUUAUUUCCUUUUUGGUUUCUUUUUCUUUUCUUUUUCUUUCUUUUUUUUUUUUUUUUAAAAAAAGCAAAAAGCCCUCCCAUCCUUCCUCCAGCCAGUCUUCUUCAUCACCGUAUGAGAAGCACUGCUCUGAAUCAUUUGUUUUAGGGUGGCAGGGGUUGGCCAUUACGUAAUGUGCUAUUAAUUUAAGAAGCACAAAUAGUUAAUAAAUAUAAAAAAAAAUUAAAUAAAAAAUCAUU
Molecule: messenger RNA, 4519 nt
Organism: Labeo rohita (rohu)
Lineage: Eukaryota; Metazoa; Chordata; Actinopteri; Cypriniformes; Cyprinidae
Gene: eif4enif1
Product: eukaryotic translation initiation factor 4E nuclear import factor 1
Exons: 19
Coding region: 719-3568 (949 amino acids)
Biological process (GO): negative regulation of translation
Cellular component (GO): cytoplasm; nucleus
Molecular function (GO): mRNA binding
Source: RefSeq, a predicted model, not a curated record